Molecule: messenger RNA, 721 nt
Organism: Actinia tenebrosa (Australian red waratah sea anemone)
Lineage: Eukaryota; Metazoa; Cnidaria; Anthozoa; Actiniaria; Actiniidae
Product: smoothelin-like protein 1
Molecular function (GO): protein binding
Source: RefSeq, a predicted model, not a curated record
UUCACGGACCAUAGCUUGAGAUCACUUCAGAAAGGUAAUUAGCAGUUUUGGUUGGAUGGUUCAGCUAGAGAGCUUGGUGCGUAGAACUGACCGACUUCAGAUAUCCAAUCCUACCAGCUAAGGCUGCAGCUGACUCUGUAUGUUGAAAAGAUCGCAAAUUGAAGACGUUGCCUUCUAAUAUUGCGAAGUGGUGACCAAAUCUGAAGGCUUCGAGAGAAGACAGCAAAAUGAGUAAACGUGGCACGGUAGCUGAUCGAAUGGCGUUCUUCCGCCAAGCUUUGGAAACAGAAGAGAAAAAAGAACACGCACCAAAGAGGCCGUCGAUGUCAGCGAAGAAAAAGGUUUUGAGCAGUUCGACGAAUUAUUCCUCUACAUCAACAAAACCCCAGGCCAAGCAAGAGAACGGAGAACAGGUUAAAACUACAGAAAGUACAACGAAAAAAGUGGAGAAAGUUGCAUCCCAAAGGAAAGAACCAAGAGUUUUGAAGAAGAAACCUGAACUAAAGCGACAGAAGUCAGUUUCAUCAUUGGUUCUGGCGUGGUGUCAAGAUGUUACUAGAGAAUACAAGGGUGUGAACAUUCAAAACUUCAGUGGCAGCUUUAACAAUGGCCUGGCAUUCUGUGCUCUCAUUCACAAGUUUCACCCUGAUAAGUUUGACUUUGAUUCGCUUGAUGCUGAGAACAGAGAAUAUAACGUUCAGUUGGCAAUCGAAGUUGGAAC